AUGUCGCAGCAGAAGAAAUUCAUUUUCCAGGUCGAAGAAGGUAGAGAAGGUAGCGAUGGAAGACCUUCUGUCGGGCCUGUGUACCGGAGUAUCUUCGCCAAGGACGGUUUCCCUGAGCCGAUCGAAGGAAUGGAUAGUUGCUGGGAUGUUUUCCGCAUGUCUGUUGAGAAAUAUCCGAAUAAUCCAAUGCUGGGCCGCCGUGAGAUCGUGGACGGAAAGCCGGGAAAGUAUGUAUGGCAAACAUACCAAGAAGUCUACGACAUUGUCAUAAAACUCGGAAACUCUCUCCGAAGCUGUGGAGUUAAGGAGGAAGCAAAAUGUGGAAUCUAUGGUGCCAAUACUCCCGAGUGGAUCAUAAGCAUGGAGGCAUGUAAUGCACAUGGACUCUAUUGUGUACCUUUAUAUGAUACACUUGGAGCUGGUGCUAUUGAAUUCAUUAUUACCCAUUCUGAGGUUUCAAUUGUCUUUGUGGAAGAGAAGAAGAUCUCUGAGUUGUUUAAGACAUGCCCAAAGGCGACAGAGUACAUGAAGACUGUUGUGAGCUUUGGUGGUGUCAAACCUGAACAUAAAGAAGAAGCUGAAAAUUUUGGCUUGGUUAUCUAUGCUUGGGAUGAAUUUUUGAAGCUGGGCGAAGGAAAGCAAUAUGAUCUUCCCAUCAAAAAGAAAAGUGAUAUUUGCACGAUUAUGUAUACUAGUGGAACCACUGGUGACCCAAAGGGAGUGAUGAUUUCUAACGAAAGCAUUGUUACUCUAAUUGCUGGAGUGAUCCGUCUACUGAAAAGCGCUAACGUAGCGUUGUCUGCGGAAGAUGUGUUUCUUUCUUAUCUUCCGCUUGCGCACAUCUUUGACCGAGUUAUCGAGGAGUGUCUUCAGCAGAAGCUUGCCGCUGGUGGAUUCUUCAAAAAGUUUUUGUUUGAUUCUGCUUUUUCCUAUAAAUUUGGGCAUAUGAAGAAGGGACAGUCUCAUGUGGAGGCCUCUCCAUUAUCUGACAAACUUGUGUUCAGCAAGGUUAAACAAGGGCUCGGAGGCAAGGUGAGGAUUAUUCUAUCUGGAGCUGCUCCUCUCGCUAGUCACGUCGAGUCAUUUCUAAGAGUGGUGGCUUGCUGUCAUGUUCUUCAAGGAUAUGGUCUAACCGAAAGCUGUGCUGGAACAUUUGUCUCGCUACCAGACGAGCUGGACAUGCUCGGCACAGUUGGUCCACCAGUGCCAAACGUUGAUAUACGCCUUGAAUCUGUCCCCGAGAUGGAGUACGACGCUCUUGCAAGUACCCCACGUGGUGAAAUUUGCAUCCGGGGAAAGACCCUUUUCUCUGGAUACUACAAACGUGAAGACCUCACAAAAGAGGUUCUCAUUGAUGGAUGGCUGCACACAGGUGAUGUUGGUGAGUGGCAACCAAAUGGAAGCAUGAAGAUAAUUGACAGGAAGAAGAAUAUCUUUAAACUCUCACAAGGAGAAUAUGUUGCGGUUGAGAACUUAGAAAACAUCUACGGUGAAGUACAAGCUGUUGAUUCCGUGUGGGUGUACGGAAACAGCUUUGAGUCCUUCCUGGUCGCAGUCGCCAAUCCAAACCAGCAUAUCCUCGAAAAGUGGGCUGCAGAAAACGGUGUGAGCGGUGACUACAGCGAUCUCUGUCAGAACGCAAAGGCAAAGGAGUUCAUACUCGGAGAGCUUGUUAAAAUGGGCAAAGAGAAGAAGAUGAAGGGUUUCGAGAUCAUCAAGGCGGUUCAUCUAGACCCGGUGGCGUUUGACAUGGAACGCGAUCUUCUUACCCCGACCUACAAAAAGAAAAGGCCUCAAUUGCUGAAACACUACCAGAGCGUGAUCGAUGAAAUGUACAAGACCACAAAUGAAAGAUUGGCUUCCAGACAGUAG
Messenger RNA from Thlaspi arvense, 1872 nucleotides. The record is from the annotation of a GenBank genome assembly. NCBI's taxonomy places the organism in Eukaryota, Viridiplantae, Streptophyta, Magnoliopsida, Brassicales, Brassicaceae.